CUGGAAGAAGAGAAAUGGAGCCCUAGCUCCUUGCCCCCUUCCCCACCCUCCCUCUUAGGUUGUGUGAGAUGUUACCUUUCACCCAAACAUCAUCUUCCUGAUUUCAGACCUUAACUCUGGUCUCUGAGUUCUGCUUAGUUCCACAUUUUCUACCCAUUUGCACAGAGGACCACCACCUCUCCUUUCUGGAAUCGCUAAGGUUUGCUACUUCACUUAUGACCUGGUCAUCAGCCCUACUAAUUCAGCUGAGAUGGAAGUGCCCACCCCCUCCAAAACACUUAAGCCUCCUGAUCUCAAUGAAGAGUCUUUGGACCCUAGGAUUCUGAUUGCCUUAUUUGAAAUCGGAUCACUUCCCCCAGUUUCUUGCAGUUCUCUUCCUUCGCUAAAAAGUAGUGACCAUGAAGCAACUGAACAGCGAAUUGCAAAGAAGUUUGAAAGCCUCUUAAAAGAAAUUAAAGAUAUUGUUAAACAUGUGACAAGUUAUGAACAGAAGGUCACAGAAACAAAAGAAUCUUUUAAGGAAACCAAUAUGUCUGAGGUGACAGAACUUAGAGAAAAAAUCGUAGAACUUGAUGAAAUAAAUAAAGUACUAGUGAAAAAACUGCUUGCUAGUUUGGACCUAGGGAAAAAAGAGAAUGCAAAGAAACAGGAGAUGAGGUUGGACAACCAGAAAUCUGAGGACACAGUGCAAGACUGUUCAAGGGAUUUGGUAAAUUGUUCAAAAGGACAAAACGCCCUUCCUGAAACUCAGCUAAGUAAGGAAAAAGCAAAGCACAGAUUCCCUGACAUUCAAGAAGAAAAUACCAGACUGAGGAACAACAUGGAGCAGUUACUACAGGAAGCAGAACACUGGAGUGUGGAACAUACCGAACUCAGCAAACUAAUAAAAUCCUAUCAGGAAUCUCAGAAUGACAUCAAUACUCUUAAAAAUAAUGGCACCCAUUCCCUAACUCAAACAAAUAAUGAGUCAGCUAAGCAAGAACUGGAGGAACAAGUGAAGAGACUGAGACGAGACACAUAUGUAUUGCAUUUGAUUGCAACCUUGCUGGAGAGUGAAUGCCAGAUCUUAGAGCAGAGAGUAGAGCUGCUCGAUGAACUCCAUCAUCAGAAGGAAGAGCCUCUGCAAGGGGAGCCCGUGCAAAUAAAUCACAAGCAGAACGACAAGGAACAGAAGCCACCAGAGGCAGACGAGGUCAAAGUACAUGAAAAAAACACGCCAGAAGUGGAAGGUACAUUUCACAAAAGAGAUCAGUUCUUUAGAAGCCUGGAUAUUUGUCACAAUAAGAAAGCUCAUAAUAACCAGUUUAAUACUCGUAUUGCAAAAAGAGCUCUUGUGGUAAAGAGGCCAGCUAGCAGCUUAAGUUAAAAAAUACCAAAAGUAGAAGAAAAGGCAGAUCUUCAAAAAAUUAUAUGGUACAUCCAACUUCAGGCAUAUCAAUCAUCAAACCUAAGAGACACCUGUUUGUUCAACCAAGAAAUAGCCAUAGAACAAGAAGGUUAACAUUUAACACUAUUCAUUACCUUGACGGUUAGGUAAGUUUGGUCUUUAAUGACCAUCAAUGUCAACUUUUGCUCACAUUAGUCAUCUUUACAAGCUGGUUUUUUAGUUAUUACACAGAGAGCUAUGACACUUUAACCAAAAGUGAGAAUUUAUAGGUCCAAAUAAGUAAAGACCUAAAUAAAAACCACAACAAACAAAG
Capra hircus (goat) is the source of this 1700-nucleotide messenger RNA. It is a transcript of the gene SPZ1, whose product is annotated as spermatogenic leucine zipper 1. The transcript has a single exon. The record is from RefSeq and is a predicted model, not a curated record. Gene Ontology annotation, molecular function: DNA-binding transcription factor activity. Gene Ontology annotation, cellular component: nucleus. NCBI's taxonomy places the organism in Eukaryota, Metazoa, Chordata, Mammalia, Artiodactyla, Bovidae. Bases 251 to 1366 code for a protein of 371 amino acids.